AUGAUUAUUCCAGCCAGCAAGGCGACGAACACUUCACCAAUGGCUCAAACACAACAAGGUGUUUAUAUUGGUCGUCAAAUAACAAUAAAUGGUACGAAUGUGAAUUAUUGGUAUGGUAUACCUUAUGCUCAACAACCUAUUGGUAACCUUAGAUGGAAACCUCCUCAAGCUCUUGCCAUAUCCAAUGAUACCAAAGAAGCAUACAGUUCCAAUGCUUGUAUUCAGGACGUUGACUUUGGCUUUCCACGCACCGAAUCUUGUCUCAUCUUAAACGUAUACGCUCCGGAAAAUCCAAAUAAUUUGCCUGUAUAUGUUUGGAUUCAUGGAGGUGGUUUUAAUGCUGGUUCUUCUAUGCAGUAUAAUGCGAUUCCGUUCGUUGGCACAAGCAUUAUCAAUUCUGUUCCUAUAGUGAUCGUGACGAUCAACUAUCGACUUGGCCUGCUCGGCUUUCUAGCAGAUCAAGGAUUGUAUGACGAAAAAUCAGGUAUCAACAACAAAAGCACUACCGGUAACUAUGCCAUAUUAGAUCAAAUCAUGGCAUUAGACUGGAUAAAGAAGAAUAUUGCUGGUUUCGGUGGCAAUCCUGAUCAAAUUACUGUCGGCGGUGAGAGUGCUGGCGGUAUGACCAUCACCAUUUUACUCACAUCUUCACUGGUUGCUGAUGAGCAAUUACAAGUGAAAGACAUCUAA
Messenger RNA from Adineta steineri, 690 nucleotides. Lineage: Eukaryota; Metazoa; Rotifera; Eurotatoria; Adinetida; Adinetidae. The record is from the annotation of a GenBank genome assembly.